AUGGCGGCUGAGGCUGAGUGUGCUGCGGCGCGAUGGCACAUGGCCCCCCCGCAGGUUGGGCAGCCUCACAGUCUGAUGUCGGGUGUGAGAACCCUCCCGGUCAGCGUCUGUGAGGUCAGUCCCAAGGUGCACCCCACACCUCUGCGCCCCACGCCAGCAGCACACCUUGCAGCCAAAGGUCUGCGCCCAGGAUGCAGCCGCCGUGUAGAAGUGGGGGUGCGAGAUGACCACCGAGCUGACACCCCCGAGGGCUUGGAUGUCCGGCACGGACGCCUGUGA
Auxenochlorella protothecoides is the source of this 279-nucleotide messenger RNA. RefSeq lists its product as hypothetical. The record is from RefSeq and is a predicted model, not a curated record. Bases 1 to 279 code for a protein of 92 amino acids. The transcript has a single exon. NCBI's taxonomy places the organism in Eukaryota, Viridiplantae, Chlorophyta, Trebouxiophyceae, Chlorellales, Chlorellaceae.